AGGUUCGUCUAUAUCCCUGGCUCUGGCUACCAUAACCUCUUCCCUCAUCCUCCUCCUCUUUAUCCGGCUCCGGAAAUCUCCGAACCAGACCUGGGGUGGGUGGAGCCUGGACGGACUGAGGGGGUGGGGUCAAUUCAUUCGUCUCGGCGUUCCCGGCCUCCUCAUGAUCUGUUUCGAAUGGUGGUCUUUCGAAAUUGCGGCAUUUGUGACCGGCACGAUUAGUAACACUCAGCUGGCUAUUUACACCAUCGUGCUCCAGAUACUCAGUCUCAACUUUAUGUUGCCGUACGGAGUCAGCAUGGCCGUGACUGUGAGAGUGGGCAACGAAUUGGGCGCAGGGAAUCCACAGAGAGCCAAACAAGCCACAUACACCGCCUUUGGAAUCAUAUUGGUUCAGUCGGCCCUCGUGAUGGUGUUUUUGGCAACGACGAGAAAUGUCCUAGGUUGGAUCUUCACCCGAGAUCAGGAUGUGAUAGAGGGUGUUGGGGAAGUGAUACUUGCAAUCAUACCACUUUUGCUGACCGACAGUCUCCAGGGUAUGAUGCAAGGUGUGCUGAGAGGAACUGGGAAGCAAUUGAGUGGUGCCCUGAUCAAUUUUGUCUCGUAUUACAUCAUCGGUUUACCCAUGGGGGCGACCCUGGCAAUCAUAGCUGGAAUGGGAGCACUGGGCAUGUGGGUUGGACUCCUCGUGGGUUCCGUUACUCAGGCGACCUGCUAUAUUGUGUUGGUAAUUAUUCUCAAAUGGGACAAGGAAUCACUUGAGGCAAUAAAGAGAGCACAAAGCGCAAGCGUUUCAACUGAUGCGUCGUCAUCGUCAGACACUCAGUCGGUCGGCUCCAGUGUCAGUACGGCAAUGGAGGACGUGGAGGGAGAGAGGGAGAGAGACAGAGAACGUAUGGUCUUUAGAGAUUUCACUGCUGGCAAUGGGCUUGAGAGCGAAAAAGCCCAUUCUGGGAUGUUAGUAGAAGAGUUACCCCUAAUCUCAAUGGACGAAGAAAAAGAAUUAGCAUCAACUGAACAAGAUCCAGAAUUUCUUUCACAAGCUACAGUCAGUAAUGGGAGAAGUCACAACAUCUCCAACAUGACAUUUCUCAGAGACCUACAUGAACGUAGUAGUGGGGCGAGCGGAUGGAUAAAGUGGUCCCCAAAGUCAAGACUUGUUCUGUCUAGAUUGGCUCUGCUGGUGGUGGGAGUGGCCCUGCUGGUGCUAGGUGGCCUAGCAGGUCAAUACCGCCCCCACAGACCACUCUCUGAAUACUGUCCCUGUACUGACAUGUCCGGGAACGGUACCGAGGUACGGGCAUGUUGGAAUGAGACAGCCAACCCACAGGAUCCGGUGUCUUGGACUGCGACACUGUCUCCAAACUCAUCUGCAACUGUUCGUUACCCAGGGAGCACCCAUUUAAUGUACCCCACAUCUACUCCAUUAGUCUAACAUAGCAAGGUCGUGGUUCACAUUUUAUCAGAAUGAUCCGACCUUUAUUGAUUUUAUCAGAAUUCGACUAGCGCAUGCGCAAUAUUGUUUUCAACAUAAAGUUAUAAUGUAUAAAUCGAUAAACAGUGGAUGAUAUCUUAUAUAAAACCUGAACCAAGAAAAAUGUUUGUAAAGUUGCAUCAUAAUAAUAGUUGGGUGCACAUCAAUGAAGUACAUAAUUAUAUAGAACAUGGUUGUGAAUAGAAUAAAAACCAGUUUAUCUCGUUUCUCUGAAUUGUCUGGCCCGUUUGGUGGCCCCCUGUCUUGAAUUGAGGGUGGGGUUUAGGGUCUGGAUCCCAGAACGUAGCUUGGUCAUGUGACCAACCUUUGUGAACCCCAGCUCCUGCAGACGGAAUGAGACAUGGGAGUAUGGAAUACGAGGGAAUGAAGUAUGGUGACAUGGGAGUAUGGAACUGUGAUGGAAUAAAGUAUGGAACUAUGAAGGAAUGAAUUGUGGAGACAUGGGAGUAUGGAAUGCCAGAGAAUGGAAGUAUGGAAUAGAGGUGUGUGGGAAUGAGAGAAUGAGAUCUAACCAGAAUAUCCUUGGUCUGGAGGUCAAGGAGAGCAGGGCCGGUGAUGCCGUUGGAGUGAAUGACAGAGUCGUAGUCACUGAGUCCCAGGAGACCCAGCCAUGAACACACCUCAUCACAUCCCCACUCACUCACCUCUGCCGUAAGAGAAGAAAGGGUUAAAACAGUAAUAGAGGUGAGAGGAAAAAACCAGUAAUAGAGGUGAGAGGAAAGGGUUAAACCAGUAAUAGAGGUGAGAGGAAAGGGUUAAACCACCGAAAAUACUAAACGGCAGAAAAUCACUUUUUUGUGACCAAUCAUUCAUCUAUGCAUGUAAACAGCCAGGUUGCAAGGCAAAAAGAAAAGUUCCACAGAAAAAGCCGCCCUUAGUUGGAUUUAAACCAUAACUUAUGAGGACAGGAAUCACCCAUUUUCACAAGAGUUAUCUACUACUAACUUGCGGAAAGUUUUCCACUACAAAUCUUUCACAGGAUCUCCCUCACCUUUGCCAAUCUUGUUUAUGUACCAGUCGGCGUUGAGUGUUGGGUCUGUGUGCAUGCAGGCGGCCCUGCCUCUGUGGGCAGUGGAAGGCGACGUCUGCUGAGUCGUGUGGCCACGAAGCCCCGUAGGCUCCGAGGCACGCCGAUAGUUGUUACCCUAUCAGGAAGAGGUCAAGUGUAAUAAUGCAAGACUGAAUUACCAGACAAUUAAGAAGUUCAAAAAAUAAAACUUUUUUGCCCGAUUUUCUGCAAUAG
Geodia barretti is the source of this 2738-nucleotide messenger RNA. Lineage: Eukaryota; Metazoa; Porifera; Demospongiae; Tetractinellida; Geodiidae. The record is from the annotation of a GenBank genome assembly.